This is a messenger RNA of Torulaspora globosa, 507 nucleotides long. RefSeq names its product mitochondrial 54S ribosomal protein bL21m (gene MRPL49). The record is from RefSeq and is a predicted model, not a curated record. Lineage: Eukaryota; Fungi; Ascomycota; Saccharomycetes; Saccharomycetales; Saccharomycetaceae. Gene Ontology annotation, cellular component: mitochondrial large ribosomal subunit; ribosome. Gene Ontology annotation, molecular function: structural constituent of ribosome. The coding region runs from base 1 to 507 and encodes 168 amino acids. The transcript has a single exon.
AUGCUUCAGAUGUUUCGUAGGACAGCUACACCAAUGCUCUCGACAGCUUCGAAGCUUCUGGCGCCUCGCUCUUUGAUUCAAAUGAGUGCUAUCAGGGCGUUUCAUAAUACGGCUACUGCUCGUGAAAAGAGUGUUGAAACCUCGAAGCAGCUGGAUGUGGGUCCUCUGAAGCUUUCCAACGAACUUUAUGCCAUCUUCAGAGUGCACAAUCGUCCGUACCUGGUCACCAAAGGCGAUAAAGUGAUCCUUCCCUUCAAACUAAAGCAGGCCGAUGUAGGCGACACACUUAACCUCACCGACGUGAUAACGCUAGGAUCUCGAAACUACAAGCUGGUAGACUACCCAAUUGACCACUCGCUGUACACUUUGAAAGCUACGGUGUUGGAGAAGACCAAGAGGGCAUUUGAAGUGAGAGAAGUCACCAAAAGGAGAAACAGGAAGGUACGCCACGCCAAGAGUAAAGGAGACUUGACAGUAAUAAGGAUCUCCGAGCUGAAGGUGAAUUGA